Molecule: messenger RNA, 1008 nt
Organism: Plasmopara halstedii
Lineage: Eukaryota; Oomycota; Peronosporomycetes; Peronosporales; Peronosporaceae
Exons: 1
Coding region: 491-793 (100 amino acids)
Source: RefSeq, a predicted model, not a curated record
GCCAAGCAUACACGUUGACUGGGUUUGGCACCUCUGUACUGUGUAACAAAAAGUCAAGGCCGAAGCAAUCUCACAUAGCAAAGCGAGAUAAGCGGACACUUAAUAGCCACGAGGUUUAUAAGACUCUUAGUUUAUACUAAAUGCUCAUAACAGGUAUAACGUCUCGUUGUUCACCAUAAGCAAAUCGUAGUCUGCCUCGUCCCGUCGUUAUCGAUGAAAAAUCUGUAGUAUACAGCAUAAUGCACGAGGAUUCUCGGGACUAUCUGGAAAAUAAAAAAGGCAUUCGAGACCGUUCUUUCUGAAGCAAGUCUACAGACGUGGCGAUUGUACGUCCAGCCAUCAUAAAUUCGAUAAUUCGUUUAUCUUCUUGCACCGCAUAGACAUGUGACCACAAUAUUCCUCAUAACUAGAGACUAGAUGUGGGAUGACACCUGGUGUUUAGAAAAGGGAGUGACCGGAGGAACGAUUCUAGAACAUUUGCCAAGAAAAUAUGAAGUAUAACAUAGAACUUACAGCGAAUCUCGAGCCAGAAUCUCAAAGAAAUGGGACUGUCUGGCUUCUAGCGCGAGAAAAAAUCUCACAGCUCUCACGGUUCCCACUGCAGUCGUGGAAAGGAUUUGCGACUAUCAAGAUUGUUCACAUUGGACGAUGGAAUUCGUCCAAGAUCGAAUUCUGUUGGCGUUCGGUAUCUCGAGAACUGCACAAAGAGUCGUUUUACAAUCCUCCUAACACCGCCUGUUCUGUCGUCAGAAUUUUCGUCGUCGGACAACUGUCACUUUCAUGUAUCCUUUAGGAAAGUGGGUUCACAAAAUUCUAAAGCUUGAAGCUCAAACGAGAUUUCUCAACGACACAAUUCUUGGAUACAGGAUAUGUUCUGCAUAAUGCGCUCUCUUGCUCAUACAUCACACGAAGAUCUUUUCCAAUCUUAACUCAUUUAUUCUGUUUUCUCCUCAAUUUGCAGUUGUAAACCUGAUUCGGCUCGACGACCGUUCCCAUUUAUUGUUCCAC